Messenger RNA from Funneliformis mosseae, 2421 nucleotides. The record is from the annotation of a GenBank genome assembly. Lineage: Eukaryota; Fungi; Glomeromycota; Glomeromycetes; Glomerales; Glomeraceae.
AUCAAGGAUGAUCUUUCUGGGCGUACAUAUGUACUUUUAGAAAAAUGUUUGAAUGUGCUGUAUAAGGAUCCUAAAAAAGCAAAAUAUACAGUAUUGCAAAAAUUUUCUGGUAAAGAAAUGAAAGGAUGGGAAUAUGUUCCAUUAUUUGACUAUUUUGUUUCUCAGUUUAAAGGUAAAGGUUUCAUUGUAGUCAAUGAUAAUUAUGUCACUGAUGAUAGUGGAACGGGAAUAGUACAUCAAGCUCCGGCAUUUGGUGAAGACGAUUACCGUAUAUGCCUUGAAAAUAGGAUUAUUAGCGAAGAUGGCUCACUUCCAUGUCCAGUUGAUGAACAAGGUCGUUUCACUCAAGAAGUGACCGAUUUUGCGGAAAUCUAUGUCAAGGCUUUGAAACAUAAAGGCCGACUAAUUAUUCAAUCCCAAUUAACGCAUAGUUAUCCUUUCUGUUGGCGUUCAGAUACUCCCUUGAUAUACAAAGCUGUUCCUUCAUGGUUCGUUCGAAUCAAGCCGAUCAUUGACAAAUUACUAGACAACAAUAAAAAAAGUUAUUGGGUUCCUGAUUUCGUUCAAGAAAAGAGGUUCGCUAACUGGGUCAUGAACGCACGUGACUGGAACGUUUCUAGAAAUCGUUAUUGGGGUACUCCAAUUCCUCUUUGGGUUAGCGACGACUAUAGCGAGAUCGUUUGUAUUGGUUCGUUAGCAGAAUUAGAAGAAUUAUCUGGAUGUGAUAAAUUGACUGAUAUUCAUCGUGAUAAAGUUGAUCACAUAACUAUCCCUUCAAAGAAGGGAAACGGUCAAUUGAGAAGAGUAGAAGAAGUUUUUGACUGCUGGUUUGAAUCUGGCAGUAUGCCUUAUGCCCAAUGUCAUUAUCCCUUUGAAAACAAAGAAAAAUUUGAAUCAUCUUUUCCUGCUGAUUUUAUCGCAGAAGGAUUAGAUCAAACCCGUGGAUGGUUUUAUACUCUUAUGGUCUUGUCGACUCAUUUGUUUGAUAAACCUGCAUUUAAAAACUUGAUUGUUAACGGUUUGGUUUUAGCAUCCGACGGGAAAAAGAUGAGCAAACGGCUCAAAAAUUAUCCCGAACCCACGUCUAUCAUCAAUAAAUAUGGUGCUGAUGCUUUGAGAUUAUAUCUUAUUAACUCUCCGGUAGUUCGUGCCGAACCCUUGAAAUUUAAAGAAGAGGGAGUCAAAGAAGUUAUUUCAAAAGUGUUUUUACCUUGGUUUAAUGCUUAUAGAUUCUUCAUAUCACAAGUGGUUCUUCUUCAGAAGCAAUCAACCAACGUUAUGGAUAGAUGGAUUUUAGCGUGUUCACAAAGUUUAAUAAAAUUUGUUCGAGAAGAGAUGAAAGUGUACCAUUUAUACACAGUCGUACCUCGACUACUUAGUAUGAUUGAACAGUUGACAAAUUGGUAUGUUAGGUUUAACCGCAAGCGUUUGAAAGGAGAAAAUGGUUCCGAAGAUGCUGUGAACGCACUAAAUGCACUCUAUGAAGUAUUGUUUACCUUAAGUCGUUCUAUGGCUGCAUUUACUCCUUUCCUUACUGAAUAUAUGUAUCAAAGUUUACGAAAAUAUCUUCCAUCAUCUAAUUCUACCGAAGAUCUUCGCUCAGUGCAUUUCUUAUCGUUCCCGGAAGUUCGAGAAGAGUAUUUCGAUUUAGAGAUUGAGAGAUGUGUUUCACGUAUGCAAUCAGUUAUAGAAUUGGGCCGUUAUAUUCGUGAGAAAAAAAAUAUUGGACUUAAGACACCUUUAAAAGAACUGAUUGUCAUUCAUUCGGAUCCUCAAUAUCAUUCUGAUGUUCUAUCGCUAAAGAAUUAUAUUGUUGAGGAACUAAAUAUUAAAAAUCUUAUUGUCACAUCUGACGAAGAUAAAUAUGGUAUUAAAUAUCGAGUAGAAGCCGACUUGAAAGUAUUGGGUCAGAAACUGAGAAAGGACCUUAAUAAGGUUAAAAAUGCUUUACCUGAACUGACCUCCGAGCAAGUUAAAGAGUUUGUUCAAACUAAAGAGAUUAUGACUAGCGGAAUUAAAAUCGUCGAAGAGGACCUGCAAGUGAUCAGAUAUUUCAAGGAUGCUAAUAGUCAUUAUGAAACGAACAAUGAUAAGGAUGUCCUGAUCCUUUUGGACGUACAAGUUUAUCAAGAUUUACAAGAAGAAGGAUGUGCACGAGAAAUUGUUAAUCGUGUGCAAAGGCUUAGAAAGAAGGCGGGAUUACAUCCUUUUGAUCCAGUUUUAAUGUAUUAUAAAUUUACAAAAGAUAUUGAUAAUCAAAUUGAAAAGGUCUUAAAAUCUCAAUCGGAUUUUAUUAUUAAAGUUUUGAAACGUCCUCUUUUACCUGUUUCUGAAAAAUCCGAAGGUGGCGAAAUUAUUAUAGAGGAAGAACAAGAGAUUAAUGAAUCUACUUUUAUUUUAAGUUUUAUCAAGGAUUGGUAA